AUGGCGGUGGCCGGUGGGAAGCUGGGGCAGGACCCGGCGCGCUUCGUCUACGUGACGCGCUUCGGCUCGCACCGGUGUGGCGGCGUCUUGCAGCUGGGAGGCCGCCGGGCUGAGGGCCGCUGGAGCCCGGGGCUGCAGGCAGGGGGCAGCCUGGAGGAGCCGCGUGGAACGGCGGCGGGGACCCCGGGCGGCGGGGACCUGUUCCCCGGCUCCGAGCCCGGGGGCCCCGCGGCCUCCUCAGCGACGCGGGCGUCGAGUGCGCGGAGCAGCGGGAAGUCCUCAGCGCGUGCAGGUUUGAUCCAGAAGACUUUGUGUAAAAAGUAUGAUUUUCCCAUACCUUUCAAUGAAGCCUCCAAAAUAAUGAAGAAAAAGAAAAAGGUUUCUGUGUGGAAGAAAGUGCACAAGCUCAUUUGUAGAAUGCUUGAAGAAAAUGAAAAAUACCGACUCAGGAUGAAAGGCCAAAGACUCUCUAGUGAAAACUCAGAUUACACCAAAUGA
Messenger RNA from Artibeus jamaicensis (Jamaican fruit-eating bat), 498 nucleotides. It is a transcript of the gene CUNH5orf47, whose product is annotated as chromosome unknown C5orf47 homolog. Bases 1 to 498 code for a protein of 165 amino acids. The transcript is spliced from 4 exons. The record is from RefSeq and is a predicted model, not a curated record. Lineage: Eukaryota; Metazoa; Chordata; Mammalia; Chiroptera; Phyllostomidae.